Aedes aegypti (yellow fever mosquito) is the source of this 900-nucleotide messenger RNA. RefSeq lists its product as uncharacterized. Lineage: Eukaryota; Metazoa; Arthropoda; Insecta; Diptera; Culicidae. The coding region runs from base 29 to 841 and encodes 270 amino acids. The record is from RefSeq and is a predicted model, not a curated record. Gene Ontology annotation, cellular component: extracellular region. The transcript has a single exon. Gene Ontology annotation, molecular function: chitin binding.
CCUCUCGAUCAUUCAGUUACUUUCAAAAAUGGCUUACAAACGUAUUCUACUUGUCUGUGCACUGAUCCAGCUCUCAACUGCCGCGGUCGAAGUACCCGGAAAGUUGCUGAAAAGCUCAUCGGAAGGAUCUUUUGUAGCAUUUGCAGCAGCUACUGAACCAACCUGCGACUUAGUCAGCGUUUAUACCACAUGUAAGGACUGUAAUAACGUACUGGUUUGCUUGGGUUCAACACAAAGCACGAAGAACUGCACUGCGGCGACUCCAUCCACUCCUUUCUGUGUCAACGGUGCAUGCUCUGCUUCUUACGACAGUGCUUCAGGAUGUACGCCUUCUGGAGUAACUUGUACCGGAGUUGGAUUCUACCCGGAUCCUAAAGUUUGUCAGAUCUACCACUACUGCGAAGGAGUCGAUCAGGAAUCUUCAGUUUACGAGUGCCCACCCAACUAUGUGUACAAUGCGGAAACCACUCUCUGCAAGCAGAAGAUCUACGCCGCAGAUUGCGUUACGGUGAAGUGCGACCCGAACAAAAUUUUCGUCAGCUAUGGCACUAGCAAGAAGUAUUACGCCUUCUGUCAGUUCGAGAACGAUGUUGCAAAGAGCAUUCAAGUGCUCAAAUGUCCCGACAACUGCAACUUCGAUGGAAACAGCUGCUUGUUCAAAUGUCCAGGAACCGGUAACUAUGCGCACAUGGACCCUGCCAAGUACUACCAGUGCUAUUACUCUGGAGCGGUGCUGACUUUCACGACCCAGACCUGCCCUAGUGGAAAGAACUACGACAAGGAUUUACGCGUUUGUGUUACACCAAAGACGACCACUACGCUGACUCCACUCGAGCAAUAAAAGUUUUGGGCAGUUAGUUGUAUAUUAUACAGUCAAUAAAUGAAAGCUACAUACGCUUA